AUGUUUUUCGAUCCGGAAUUCUUGGAUCGCCGCCUGGCUGGCAAGGGACUGGAGCCGCUCUCGCACGCUGCCGAUCCAAAGCGCAAACCGAACCCUUCACACCAAGGCCAGCCCUCGAGAUCGCGAAUCGCCGUGCCUCUCUUCUCGAAGCCUGCAGACUAUGUGCCUGGCAGCGGUCCGCCGUUGCGGCCAAUCUCCUUGCUCCCCGCAGGCGAUUCUACAGCGUACAUUCUCGAGCGUGUCCUGCUGCCUUCUCCUGGGCCAGCGCCGAAUGGCAAGCCGCUGCCGAAGCGAAUGGCCUAUUUGAUCGGGUGGCGCGAUCUGCGAGCCGCGAGCAUGGUGGUUCCCGCAAUGCAGGUCCUGGAAUACGUGUCUCCGCGGACGUUGGAGGAGUUUGAGGCAAAGCUGGAACAGGAGGUGGACGACGAGAAGGAGAAGCUGCGGAACGAGCUCAAGUCGGGCCUGGAGGCGCCGCAGAAGAAGAAGAAGAGAGGACGGCCACCCGCUCAUAGCCAGAUAAAGUCUGCCGUGGUGGCAGAGCCCGUAACUGAGACGCCGACACCGACGAAGCUACGGCACAAGAAGGGCGUUAUCAGCCUGUCGACUCCCCAAAAGUCCAGGCUGGCGGAUUUCGAGUGGUUGUCGGAAGACGAUGCGAGCCCCUCGCGGCAGAUUGCCGAGGAGCAGUUUCAGAGCUUGCAUGGCUUUCUGCCUGAGCCCGAGGAGGGUAUUCAUGUGGUGGGAGACGAAAACGAUCCUCUUGCAACCAGAAAUCUCGCGCAUCCCGUGCGUGGUGCUCCACAAGCAAGCCUUGUUCAUACUGCUGGUAGCAACCCGGCGAAGCAGAAACAGCCAUCGGCAUCGCCUAACCCAGAAUUCGCAAGGAUUAAGACUCUUGUUUCCGCUGAUGGCGGGGUGCAGACAUUGGCGACUAAUAAGCACAGCUUACCUCCAGUGGCUUUGUCUGUUGACGAGAGCAAUUGGGGUAAACAGCCUUUAUACCUGCCUCCAUCGUCAUCUGCCCCAUCUGUGGUACAGACAGUACAGGCAGCACAGAAACAGGCAGAGAUACAGAACCCUAUAAUCAGCCUUGGUGAAGGCGCCAAAGUAGACCAGAAGCUGGAGCAAUCAAAGAAGAGACCCAGGUCUGACGACGAAGGUGCCAAGGGUGAGGCCCAAGAGGACAACGGCUGGGUGGUGGAGAGGAUAGAAGAUGUGGAAUAUUACGAAGUCGAUGGCAUUGGCUUGGUAAGAUAUUUCAAAGUGAGCUGGGAGGGCGACUGGCCACCAGAUCAAAAGAGGACGUGGGAGCCGGAAGAAAACAUUCCACCUAGUCUCGUACGAAAUUUUUUCAAAAACUCGAGGAAUAAACGGAGAGCAUUAUCAAGGCUAGGCACCCAGGGCCACAGCCAUGGCCAUCCCGAGAGAAAGGGCAAGCCAGUUAAACGGAAUGGUGGCUCUUCAAAGAACACCCAUAGUCAGGGACUUUCUCUGAAGCAAGGCACACUCUCAUGGCCCGCCGUCCGCAGGCAGUACAAGAGCGUCAGCGAAGCCUUUGCCGCAGAAGAUUAUGACGACGGCCCCGGGAUGAUGGACAACGACGGCUACGAAGCCGAGGAAGAAGAUCUCGGCGGGAACGGACAAAACGAAUAUUUUGUCGUGACGGAAGAUGGCGACGAAAAUUUGCGUGGCCGGAGUCUAUGGCCAGGCGCUGGUGCUCUUUCAUCUGCAUUUGGCGUACUUGGGGGGCUGCAAUGA
Molecule: messenger RNA, 1758 nt
Organism: Trichoderma gamsii
Lineage: Eukaryota; Fungi; Ascomycota; Sordariomycetes; Hypocreales; Hypocreaceae
Exons: 1
Coding region: 1-1758 (585 amino acids)
Source: RefSeq, a predicted model, not a curated record